AUGCCACAACAUCAUCGCUUGACUGUUUUUAUUGAACAAUUAAAUGAGAAAGCAAAUUCGUGUAAUAAAUUUGCUAUUUGCAAAGCAUGUAAAAUUAAAGUGAAUUAUGAAUAUGCUUAUGAAAACAAAUUUGCUAACACAAAGCUUCUCUGUAAACGUCAUUUAACUAAAU
Messenger RNA from Funneliformis caledonium, 172 nucleotides. NCBI's taxonomy places the organism in Eukaryota, Fungi, Glomeromycota, Glomeromycetes, Glomerales, Glomeraceae. The record is from the annotation of a GenBank genome assembly.